Rhodofomes roseus is the source of this 660-nucleotide messenger RNA. Its product is annotated as ubiquitin-conjugating enzyme/RWD-like protein. Gene Ontology annotation, molecular function: protein binding; ubiquitin conjugating enzyme activity. Gene Ontology annotation, cellular component: nucleus. NCBI's taxonomy places the organism in Eukaryota, Fungi, Basidiomycota, Agaricomycetes, Polyporales, Fomitopsidaceae. The transcript is spliced from 4 exons. Gene Ontology annotation, biological process: protein polyubiquitination; proteasome-mediated ubiquitin-dependent protein catabolic process. The record is from RefSeq and is a predicted model, not a curated record. The coding region runs from base 1 to 660 and encodes 219 amino acids.
AUGGACGCCAGACUUCGACGGGUGAACAAGGAGAUCGCGGACUGCAAGAAUGACAAAUCCUCCAACAUUGACAUCGAUCUCGUCGACAACUCGCCGUUCCACCUCAUAGGCUCCUUUGAUGGCCCCGAGGGCACCCCGUACGAGGGCGGCCACUUCGAGGUGGACAUCGUGAUCCCAGACUCGUACCCCUUCCAGCCAGUCAAGAUGAAGUUCAUCACGAAAAUCUACCACCCCAACGUCUCCUCCGCGUCGGGCGCGAUCUGCCUCGACAUCCUCAAGGAUGCCUGGAGCCCCGUGCUCACGCUCAAGUCCACGCUCAUCUCGCUGCAGUCGCUCCUCUGCUCGCCCGAGCCGCGCGACCCACAGGACGCGGAGGUCGCGAAGCACUACAUGACGAGCAAGAGCAGCUUCGAGGAGACCGCGCGGUAUUGGACGGAGAUCUACGCGGGUGGGCCGGGCAAGGCGGGCAAGGGCAAGGCGAGCGGGCCUAGGGACGAGAUUGCAAUGGCGGGCUUGGACUCGGCGCAUGUGCAGCAGUUCCAGUCGCUGGGCUUUGAGAAGAGCAAGGUGAUUGAUGUGCUGCGACGGAUGAACUAUCGUGGGGCGAACGUCGCAAAUAUCAAUGAUGACAGGGUGGUCGAGGAAAUGCUGAAGCCAUAG